This is a messenger RNA of Lytechinus variegatus (green sea urchin), 3303 nucleotides long. Its product is annotated as plexin-A4-like. Gene Ontology annotation, cellular component: semaphorin receptor complex. The transcript is spliced from 23 exons. Gene Ontology annotation, biological process: semaphorin-plexin signaling pathway involved in axon guidance; negative regulation of cell adhesion; positive regulation of axonogenesis. Lineage: Eukaryota; Metazoa; Echinodermata; Echinoidea; Temnopleuroida; Toxopneustidae. The record is from RefSeq and is a predicted model, not a curated record. Gene Ontology annotation, molecular function: semaphorin receptor activity. Bases 1 to 2796 code for a protein of 931 amino acids.
AUGAUUAUAACAUCUGAGCUGAUAAGAUGUUUAACUGGAUCAUCUAUUGAGGGCAAUUUUUCAGUUACCGUGAGCUUUGAUGGAGCAGAGAGAGUGUUGCCUGGUGUAUAUCUGUACGCACCUGAUCCUUCUAUUGAAGAUUACACACCCAAGGAAUCCAUCAUGUCUGGUGGAAUACAGCUGACUGUGACUGGGACAGGGUUCUCUAUUUUACAGACUGCUGAACUACAACUAACGUCCAGUGACACGACAAUCAUUGAGCAGGAAUGCGUUAUAAUCUCUGAUUCAGAGAUUAACUGCCUGACUCCAAACGUGACUGCAUCAGACCUGACACCAGCCUCAUCACGCCGCCGAAGACAAUCUACAUCUACCGAUGUAGGAAUUUCUUUCAUCUUGGAUGGUCUGGUUUCCCCAGCUGAUGAUGAUCUGGCAUUUUACCCUGAUCCUGUGUAUAACACAAAGAAUGUUGUCAUCGGAACCGCCGGAGAAAUAGUGACACUUACAGGAGAAAACCUCAACAUACCAUCAGAGAACAUUGAGGAGUUUGUGACUGUUUGCAUGGGUCAGUCAAAGUGUGAGGUGACCGAGGCCACAUCAACUUCAUUGAAUUUCUUGUCUCCUGCAGAACAACCAAGGAAUGGGAUAUGUAAAGGGAAUGCUACCGAUCUCCCUAAUGCCAUCAAUAUUGUGGUGUUUCAUGGGGAGAACAUCAGGCAGUACAUAGGCAGUGCCACCUAUGACACGAGCGGUACUAACAUUGCUAUCAUCGUUGGUGCGUCCGUUGGAGGUGUUGUCUUCUUCAGUAUUGUCCUCUUCCUUGCCUUUGUGGUCAUUGGGCAUAGGAACUACAGAGCCACGAUCAUGAAGACUGAAAUGGAAAUGGAGAACCUUAUGAAGAACUCAAGGAGAGAGGUCAUGACAGGUUUCUUCAUUGACCAAGAGAUGACUGAUAUUGAGGAUCAGCUCAGGGGGCUAGGUAUGCCAUUCGUCAGCAACCAUGACUACAUGAAGAGCAUGUUAUUCUUUGGUUUGGAUGUCAAGCCAGAUGAUCAAGACCCAGAGCUACCAAGCGAGUCAGAGGAGAUGGCUAUGAUUGCGUUCUCUAAACUUCUCAGCAACAAAGAUUUCCUGCUCAUUUUUAUUAAAGCACUUGACAAAUGCAGGAAAAUCACUACAAAAGAAAAGGCCAAUAUAGCAUCGCUGCUCACGGUAGUUCUAGUCAUGGAGAAGAAGUUCAAAUAUUUCACAGAUGUCCUGACAACUCUAAUGAGUGAUACAAUAGGAGAAGCAGCAGACAGACAGAGGCUAAAACAACUAUUUAAAAGGACUGAAUCUUUGGAAGAUAAAAUGCUCAACAACUGGAUUGCUUUAGCUAUGUUUAAGUUCAUUAAGGAAUCUGCUGGUGAGCCGUUGUACAAACUCUAUCAAGCUAUCAAGAUUCAAUGCGAGAAAGGACCUGUGGAUGCCCUGACUGGACAGUCUUUCUUCUCACUCAACUUUGACAAUCUCCUCACAGAGAGCCAAGAAUUUGAAGAAGUGACUUUGAAUGUAGAAAGUGAGUUGGGACCUGAGGAGGUGAGGGUGUUGGAUGUGGACACCAUAACACAGGUCAAAGAGAAGAUUCUAGAUGCCAUGUACCGUAAGAAGCACACCAAGUAUCAACGCAGCGCUCGAGAGGUGGAUCUCGUUUUAAGGAGUGGUCAAACCGGACAGCUAGUUCUCAGUGACUAUGACACAUCAUCACACCCAUCUAUGGGCUGGUGUGAAGUCAAUACCAUCAAGCAUUAUGGGAUUCCAACAGGAUCACGGGUUGGUCUUACCGACAAACAAUCUCAGCCUAACUCUGAUCCUGUACCAAUGAAUGAUGCUGCCAAUAACCUGUUCACCUUGUUUCCAGAAUUUCAUAAGCAUUCUAAAGAUGAUACUAAUCGUCAGUCAGUGCGUGUAACUGGUCACCAUGACUACUCAUCUCAUGAUCUUGAGCAAGGUCCUCAGGGCCUGAAAUACUUUCACUUGGUCCAAUCUGAUGAUAUUGAGGAGGAGGAAGAGAAGGAAGAAGGAUUCUGCGACAAAAUGCAGCGUGUAUUGUGCUUUAAGGGUACGCAGGGAAAGCGCAAGAUUCGAGAGAUCUAUCUUCAGAGACUAGUUUCUGUCAAGCAAUCUAUCAACAACUUUGUGAAUGAUGCGCUAGAGGCCAUGUUUACUAUCCAGGAAAAUGGCUAUGAGAACAACCUGAAUAACAUCCCCUUUGCUCUCAGAUUCCUCUUCAAUUUCUUUGAUGAGGAGGCCAGUCGAUAUGAUGAAGACGAAUCUACUACCUGGAAAAACAAUAUCUUGCCUCUUCGUUUCUGGGCAACAAUCCUUGCACAUCCAUCCUUCAUCUUCAACAUGCGUCAGUCGCGCACUGCUGAUGCCUCUGUCACUGUCUUGAAUCAGAUGCUGGAUAAUGCAGCCAAGGGAGUGGUCCCUAAACUAAAGAUGAACUCCUCCCCAAGUAGGCUUCUGUUUAACCGCGAGCUGCCUUCACACAUUGAUCUCCUUGUUACGUACUACCACAACAUCAAACAAAGCGGAGGACUAGAAGAAGUAGACUUGAAGGAAGAAUGUUCACGUAUUGACGUAGAAUUCACUGGAUUGUUCAGCCGUUUGACGACACUCCGGAAGCUCUAUGAAAGUAUUCGUUCACAUGAAGAAAUACUUGUGGAGGCCCUUGAGAAAGAUGAAAUAUGCAGUCAAAAUCACUUUGCCAGCAGCCUUGAGAGAGUGGGCAACACUUUGUAUCAAACAGAGGAUUAGAUCUUACCUGUACCUUUAACACAUCCAGUGGCAUACCAAAGAGGUUUCAAAAGGUCAAAUUGACGUUUAUGUUUGGUAUGUGUGUAUUUAAUGUCAAAUGUAAUUGAAUAGAUUUUUCCCAAUUUAUGCCCAUCAAUUAUAAACUUUCAAACUAAUCCUUUGUAUUAAUAGGCCUACUUGAUUAUCUUUUUUCUUUCUUUUUUUUUCCUGACAAACAAAUAUCUAAUUGUUAUUUGUUAUAAGUUUCUUUUCAGUUAAAUAUAUACAGACUUUGUGAAAUUUGCAUUUAUGCUCAACUCAACUGACUAUGCCAUUUUGUUCAUUUUUCUGAAGACUAAAAAAGUGAAGAACAUUUAUUGGAAUUUCAUUUUUAACAUAAAGUUACAUUUGCAUUAGAUACUUGUAAAGCAUGAUAAAGGUAAAUUUAAGAAAUGCAGUAUAUCACAUUAUUUUUGACCCAUCAAGUGUUUGCUACUGUGCCAUGUUUGCUUCAUAUUGCCUGCUUUC